Molecule: messenger RNA, 1746 nt
Organism: Phaeoacremonium minimum UCRPA7
Lineage: Eukaryota; Fungi; Ascomycota; Sordariomycetes; Togniniales; Togniniaceae
Product: putative major facilitator superfamily transporter protein
Exons: 3
Coding region: 1-1746 (581 amino acids)
Biological process (GO): transmembrane transport
Cellular component (GO): membrane
Molecular function (GO): transmembrane transporter activity
Source: RefSeq, a predicted model, not a curated record
AUGAGCUCGCACCAUCCACCCCGCCCAACACCAUCGUCCUCCGAUACGAGCGCGCGCCUGACUCCGAACAGCGACGAUAGCGACUCCAAUGAUGACCACGAGAUCUUUGUAGAGGACGGAGCCGGACCGCUAAGCCGCGGCCGCGGCGGUAGCAGCGACAAUGGCUACGAGAUGACGGAGAUGGAUUGGGAUGGCGAGAAGCGACACCAGCGCCGGGACGGCAGAUUAGACAAGGCGACAGAGGAUGAGGGCUUCCGGGCUCGGCAACAAAGAAAGAGUGGCCCGCGGAAGGAUUACUACACGACGGAGGAGGAGCAGGCCGUUGUCAGGAAGUUCGACCGCAGAUUGGUCGUCUUCGUGGCGCUCCUAUACAUGCUGAGCUUCCUGGACCGCUCGAACAUUGGAAAUGCUCGGAUCGCCGGUAUGGACGACGACUUGCAGUCUAUCCCCCGACGGGAGGAGUGGUAUGAGUGGGCUUUGACGGCUUUCUACAUAUCGUACAUUGUGUUUGAGUGGAUGUCGCUACUGUGGAAGCUCAUUCCAGCGCACAUCUAUGUGUCAAUGCUAGUUCUCUCCUGGGGCGUUGUCGCUUCGUUACAGGCAGUGACUGUAAACUACCCGAUGCUGAUAUUCCUACGAACGCUGUUGGGCAUCGGGGAGGCUGGCUUCACGGGCAUACCAUUCUACCUAUCAUUUUUCUUCAAGCGGCAUGAGCUGGCGUUUCGGACUGCCAUCUUCAUAUCAGCUGCGCCACUAGCCACGUCGUUCGCAUCUUCGCUAGCUUGGCUAAUCAUCAAGGUCGGGGAGGCAGGCCCCAUCGCUCCAUGGAGGCUGCUGUUCCUAAUUGAAGGAUUUCCCUCUGUGCUGAUCGCAGUCAUUGCCUGGAACGUCAUCCCUGAUACGCCGCAGACUGCAUCCUAUCUGACACAACGUGAGAAGAAAGUCGCGAGGCUCCGGCUGGGUAAUGAGAGACCGAGACGGAAAGGCGGGGAGAAAGGCUCAGGAGCCUCAGCAGACCGUCUGAAGACGCGGGACGUGCUCGCCGUUUUUCGGGACCCCGUCGCGUGGAUCACAGCAUCCAUGUUCUUCCUGACGAAUAUGGCGUAUAGCUCGCUGCCAGUAUUCCUGCCUACGAUCCUGAAAGAGAUGGGCCACGACGUGCUCACGGCUCAGGCCCUUGCGGCGCCGCCGUAUCUAGCAGCCUUCGUUAUCGUGCUGGCGACCGCACACCUGUCUGAUAUGCUGCGUGCCCGCACGCCGCUGAUCGUCUUCCAUGCGCUUGCAUCUGCCGGUGGCUACGGCGUCCUGGCGCUGAGUCGGUCGCUCGGUCUCGAGGCAGGCAGUAUGAUUCGGUAUUUGGCCGUGUACCCGGCAGCCAUUGGUUUCUUCAACGUCGUAGUCCUCACCAUCGCGUGGAGCAUCAAUAACCAGGAGGGCGCGAGCCGGCAAGGCGGCGGCUUCGCGUUGCUUCAGGUCGUUGGCCAGUGUGGACCGCUCGUAGGCACGCAUCUGUAUCCGGACCGCGAUCGGCCGUUCUAUGAGAGCGGGAUGCGUGCGUGUGCGGUUGCCAUGCUAAUCGUGGCAUGUCUAGCACUCGUGCUGAGGUUCUACCUGGUACGGUCGAACCGGAAGCUCGACGCUGCUGUGGAGGUAGAUGGCGAGGAACGCGCUGAGCAGGAAGGACUUGUCGCUGGAUCUGGAACAGCGCCAAGACAUACGGGCGAGAGUUUCAGGUUCAUGUUAUAG